Messenger RNA from Vitis vinifera (wine grape), 3934 nucleotides. RefSeq names its product phospholipase SGR2. Bases 672 to 3587 code for a protein of 971 amino acids. Lineage: Eukaryota; Viridiplantae; Streptophyta; Magnoliopsida; Vitales; Vitaceae. The transcript is spliced from 21 exons. The record is from RefSeq and is a predicted model, not a curated record. Gene Ontology annotation, cellular component: cytoplasm. Gene Ontology annotation, molecular function: metal ion binding; glycerophospholipase activity.
GGGCAAACAACCGCCACUUCUCUCUGUUGCCUGGUGGUUGCACCGGCCAUUCAACACCGUGCUGUCAACAAUCUCAUUUUUCUCUCCGUGUUGCUUUCUGGGUUUUGCUUCUUUUGAUCUAAAUUGGGGCGGCUUUCUGAUUCGAUUGAGCUUCCUUUCCGUCUGGGUUUCCCAAAUUCUCUCUGUAAAGUUGGUUCUUUGGGCUCAAGUUUCCUCUGAUUACAGCUAAAUUUCGUUGUUCGAGUGUUGCGGUAUUCAUAUUUUUUUAUCACAACAAAAUCGUUUUUCAUGUGUUGUUUGGGUUGGAAGCUUUGUUUCCUUUGAUGGGUAGUGCUCAAAUCAUGUGAAUUUCACGUCUGGUUACUGUUGAAGAGUACUCAUUACCCAUAUGAUGAUUUGGAUCAAACAAUGGGAAUUUGACAUGGGCGUUGUUCAACCGUGUUGAAUUUCAAAUUGAAGUUCAUAUUCAGCACUUUCGGAGAUCAUACAAUUGAUUAUUUGCCUGACUGAUAUCAAUAUUUGCUUCGGAGUCACUUCUACUGCAGAUUCCGAGGCGAAGUUUCUGCCUUUUUUGUGGCUUUUAGUCGUAGUUUCUCAUAUUUGGCCGAAGUGAAGACCACCCAUUUGAUAAUUAGCGUAAGAGAGCACAAUAUUUGCUUUGAAUUGUUUUAAUGGCGGAUUUCGGAUCAGAGAGUGCAGUUUUGGGCUCGGGAACGGAUGGAAGCAGUAGAAAAUGUGAAGGGGAAGCUGGGGUUUCAGGUUUGGAAGGUAGUAGUUCAUGUGAAGCUGAAGGAACUUCUGUUGAAUUAUUGAAGAAUACACCAUCAAACAUUGCGAGAUUGGAAGAUCAGAUUGAGCACUGUGAGGAAAGGCAGAAGUAUCUUGCACAGACUAGGAGUCCCUCUGAUGGCAGUGAUGUUCGUUGGUACUACUGCAAAAUCCCUUUGGCAGAGAAUGAGCUGGCUGCCUCACUCCCUAGCACGGAGAUAGUGGGGAAGAGUGAUUAUUUUCGAUUUGGAAUGAGGGACUCUCUUGCAAUAGAGGCGUCUUUCUUACAGAGAGAGGAAGAGUUGCUCUCUAGCUGGUGGAGAGAAUAUGCAGAAUGUAGUGAAGGUCCUAAAGAACGACCUAAAUCUGGUACUAAUUCUGAUUUGAAACUAAAAGCAUCUUCUUCAGAGAAUGCUCGACCAGCACAACUCUAUGAGGUUGAAGAAGAGAGAGUUGGUGUCCCUGUAAAGGGUGGACUCUAUGAGGUGGAUUUAGUUAAGAGACAUUGCUUUCCUAUUUAUUGGAAUGGAGAAAAUCGGCGUGUUUUAAGAGGUCAUUGGUUUGCUCGCAAAGGGGGACUCGAUUGGCUUCCACUUCGUGAAGAUGUUGCUGAACAAUUAGAGUUUGCAUAUCGUGGACAAGUUUGGCAUCGGAGGACAUUUCAACCAUCAGGGCUUUUUGCAGCUCGAAUUGAUUUACAAGGCUCUACCCCGGGACUCCAUGCACUUUUUACUGGAGAAGAUGAUACUUGGGAGGCUUGGCUAAAUGUUGAUGCUUCUGGUUUUUCGAGUGUUAUUAGUUUAAGUGGAAAUGGAAUUAAGUUAAGGCGUGGAUAUUCUCCAUCUCUCUCACCAAAACCGACCCAGGAUGAAUUACGUCAGCAGAAGGAGGAGGAAAUGGAUGAUUACUGUUCUCAGGUCCCUGUUCGUCAUGUAGUAUUUAUGAUUCAUGGUAUUGGUCAAAGAUUAGAGAAAUCUAAUUUAAUAGAUGAUGUUGGCAAUUUUCGCCAUAUCACAGCAAGUCUUUCUGAACGUCACCUGACUUCAUACCAACGUGGCACUCAAAGGAUCCUUUAUAUUCCAUGCCAGUGGCGAAGAGGUUUGAAGCUUAGUGGUGAAUCCACAGUUGAAAAAAUUACGUUAGAUGGUGUUCGGGGUUUGCGUGUCACAUUGAGUGCAACUGUCCACGAUGUAUUAUAUUAUAUGAGCCCAAUCUACUGUCAGGAUAUUAUCAAUUCGGUCUCAAAUCAGUUAAACCGGUUAUAUUUGAAGUUUCUUAAGAGGAAUCCGGGUUAUGAUGGAAAGGUUUCCAUAUAUGGUCACUCUUUAGGAAGUGUCCUCUCUUAUGAUAUCCUUUGUCAUCAAGACAAUUUGUCCAGUCCAUUUCCAAUGGAUGCGAUGUAUAUAAAACAAACUAGUAAAGAAGAAAACCAUCCUAGUGGAAGCAAUCAAUCCUCUACAUACAAUUCCUCCACCAAUCUGGAGAAUUCUAGUUUGAUCAAUGAUUCUCAGGACAUGGUGGUGCCCAACAAUGAAGACAAGAUGAUUUCACAACCUAGUGUAGUAGUUUGUGGGGAAGAACUUGCUGAACCUUCUGUUACAGCAGAUUUGGAAGAACCUUCUAUAAUGGCUAUGGAUUCUAACCAACCAAAUGAUAGCUCAUCAUUGAAUGAAAGUGUCCAUGAACAAGUUUGUGAUUCUAGUGACAUGUUUUCUCAAGAAAAAGAUGGCAUGGAUGAAGAUAUCGGCACAAACGAUAGGGGCAUCCCAAAUGGGGUUUCAGAGAAAAUACCUGAGGAGUUAUUUGAUGAUAAAAGCAAUAAAGAUGAAGAAUGCAAAUUGUUGAGAGAAGAGAUUGCUUCCCUGAAAGCAAGAAUAGCAGAAUUGGAAUGUCAGUGUGGUGGAAAUGAGGAAGGGUAUAAAGCUAUACCAAAGCAACCCUUUUAUGAAAGGGUUCCAACUGGGCAGGAUGUUGCACCUAGGAAUUAUACCCCUUAUAUUAAGUACACAAAGCUUGAAUUUAAGGUUGACACAUUCUUUGCAGUUGGAUCACCUCUUGGUGUCUUCCUUGCCCUCCGCAAUAUUCGUAUUGGCAUUGGCAAAGGUCAAGAUUAUUGGGGAGAGGAAAAUAUAAGUGAAGAGAUGCCAUCGUGUCGGCAAAUAUUUAAUAUUUUUCACCCAUUUGAUCCUGUGGCAUAUAGAAUAGAACCUCUUAUCUGUAAAGAAUAUAUUGGCACACGUCCGGUUAUUAUCCCUUACCACAAAGGUGGGAAGAGGUUGCAUAUUGGGCUUCAGGAUUUUGCAGAAGAUUUGGCUGCACGUUCUCAGGCAAUGAUGGACCACCUACAGUCUGUAAGGGUGCGCCCAUGUACACCUCCUGAAGUCAAAGUGCUCACAGUAUGCCAAUCGAAAAACAGGAAUGACCUGGAAGAUGAGGUGGAAAACUCCCAAGAAAAUGAUGAGAGAUCAUAUGGUUCAAUUAUGUUGGAAAGAUUAACUGGAAGUGAAGAUGGACGGGUUGAUCACAUGCUCCAAGACAAAACAUUUGAACAUGCAUAUAUAUCAGCCAUUGGAGCACAUACAAACUAUUGGAGGGACUAUGAUACUGCCCUUUUCAUACUGAAACACUUGUACCGAGAUAUACCUGAAGAACCCAGCUCAUCAGAGGAAGCCAAUGGAGGCAGCUCCAAAAAUGAGAAUGGCUCCACUGGCUGGACUGACCAACGAGAAGCUGCAGAUGAAGAACUUCCUUUGACAUUUGCUGAGAGAGUUGUAAUUAGAAACUUCUCAAGGAAAGCUAAGAAGAUCAUGCAGUCCUGAACAAUACUGAAUCUCCUCUUCCUACCUUGGUGGGAUUAAGCUGAAAGAGCAGCUGGUCACAACCAAGGCCGAGCCAUUAGCCAUUUCCUUGACCUUCAUACAGAGCAAAAAUGGGAAUGGGCAAUUGCAGUUUACCGGGAACCAAAAAAAUCUUUUGUAGAUGCCACUCAUUUGUUACACAGUUGCUCAUACAUAGAAAAUCUCUCUCCCUUUUCCUAUUUGUUUCCCUCUGUACAUUAUGUUGAACAUAGGACUAUCCCUGAAAAUAUUUUCUCACCCAAUUUUUAGGUAAUUUGUGCAUAUGUAAUUUAUUUCACCAGUGACUUAAGUGAAUUUUGCUUUAUUCA